GGCGGCGGUUNCUAUGGCGGAGUCGGCCGGAGCCUCCUCCUUCUUCCCCCUGGUAGUCCUCCUGCUGGCCGGCAGCGGCGGGUCCGGGCCCCGGGGAAUCCAGGCUCUGCUGUGUGCGUGCACCAGCUGCUCACAGGCCAACUACACAUGUGAAACAGAUGGGGCCUGCAUGGUUUCCAUCUUCAACCUGGAUGGGAUGGAGCACCAUGUGCGCACCUGCAUCCCCAAAGUGGAGCUGGUCCCUGCCGGGAAGCCUUUCUACUGCCUGAGCUCAGAGGAUCUGCGCAACACCCACUGCUGCUAUACUGACUUCUGCAACAAGAUUGACCUGAGGGUGCCCAGUGGUCACCCCAAGGAGCCUGAGCACCCUUCCAUGUGGGGCCCUGUGGAGCUGGUCGGCAUCAUUGCCGGCCCAGUCUUCCUCCUGUUUCUCAUCAUCAUCAUUGUUUUCCUUGUUAUUAACUACCAUCAGCGUGUCUAUCACAACCGCCAGAGACUGGACAUGGAAGAUCCCUCAUGCGAGAUGUGUCUCUCCAAAGACAAGACACUGCAGGAUCUUGUCUACGAUCUCUCCACAUCAGGGUCUGGCUCAGGGUUACCCCUUUUUGUCCAGCGCACGGUGGCCCGAACCAUCGUAUUACAAGAGAUUAUUGGCAAAGGCCGGUUUGGGGAAGUGUGGCGUGGCCGCUGGAGAGGUGGUGAUGUAGCUGUGAAGAUUUUCUCUUCUCGUGAAGAACGAUCUUGGUUCCGGGAAGCAGAGAUAUACCAGACAGUUAUGCUACGCCAUGAAAACAUCCUUGGGUUUAUUGCUGCUGACAAUAAAGAUAAUGGCACCUGGACACAGCUGUGGCUUGUCUCUGACUAUCAUGAGCAUGGCUCCCUGUUUGAUUAUCUUAACCGCUACACGGUAACCAUUGAGGGCAUGAUUAAGCUGGCUUUGUCUGCUGCCAGUGGGUUGGCACACCUGCAUAUGGAGAUCGUGGGCACUCAAGGGAAGCCUGGAAUUGCUCAUCGAGAUUUAAAGUCAAAGAAUAUCCUGGUGAAGAAAAAUGGCAUGUGUGCCAUCGCAGACCUGGGCCUGGCAGUUCGCCAUGAUGCAGUCACUGACACCAUUGACAUUGCUCCAAAUCAGAGGGUGGGAACCAAACGAUACAUGGCUCCUGAAGUACUUGAUGAAACCAUUAAUAUGAAACACUUUGACUCCUUUAAAUGUGCUGAUAUUUAUGCCCUUGGGCUAGUAUAUUGGGAGAUUGCUCGAAGGUGCAACUCUGGAGGAGUCCAUGAAGAAUAUCAGCUGCCAUAUUAUGACUUAGUGCCCUCUGACCCUUCCAUUGAGGAAAUGCGAAAGGUUGUCUGUGACCAGAAGCUGCGUCCCAACAUCCCCAACUGGUGGCAGAGUUAUGAGGCAUUGCGGGUGAUGGGGAAGAUGAUGCGGGAAUGCUGGUAUGCCAACGGCGCAGCCCGCCUGACUGCACUGCGCAUCAAGAAGACUCUCUCACAGCUCAGCGUGCAGGAAGAUGUGAAGAUCUAACCUGCUCCCUCUGCCUUGCACGCAAUCCUGGGCAGUGAGAACUACAAGCAGCUGCCGUGUUGAGCGUACGAUGGAGGCCUACCUCUCGUUUCUGCCCAGCCCUCCGUGGCCAGAGCCCUGGCCGGAAAGAGGGACAGAGCCCGGGAGACUCACUCACUCCCUUGUUGGGUUUGAGACAUAGACACCUUUUCUAUUUACCUCCUGCUGGCAUGGAGACUCUGAGAGCGAAUUGUGUGGAGAACUCGAUGCCACAGCUCAAACCGGUUGCAGUGGGAAGUCUGCAAACCCCGGUGCAUCUGGCACAGAACCAGGCGUGGUGGAAGGGUGGCCUGGGGUGGUCAGGAGAAGCCAGGUUGUUGUCAGUACUAAGCAACAAUGAGGGCUUUCCCCCAGGGACCAGCCCCAGUCACCAGGGUGGCCCAGAGGAACCAGAAGUACAGCCCCCCUCAUAGGCAGCUCUGAGCCACACGCUCCGCCUCCCAAGGACACCGGGAGGGUCCGCCAGUGGCCACAGAACCUGCCGCCUGUCUGUCUGGCUCUGUGUGCAUGUGCCGAGGUGUGUUCCCUGUUGUGCCUGGUCCGUGCCACGCCCUUACACGUGUGUGUACGUGUGUGUCUGUAGGUGCGCACUUACCUGCUUGAGCUUUUUGUGCAUGUGCAGGCCGAGGGUGUGGUUGUCAUGCCGUCUCUACUUGCUGGUGCCUCUGUAAUAGUGAGCAGCAUCUAGUUUCCCUGGUGCCCUUUCUUGGAGGUCCCCCAGCCCCUGCCGUGGUGGUCCUCCUCCGUAGCAGGCUGCUCUGUCCACCCUGUGUCCGCACAGCUCUCCUCCUCCAUUUCAGACUGUGGAACCAAAGCUGGCCCAGUUGUCCAUAGCAGAAGAGACUUUUGGGUCAAAAUGUGACGACUGGGGGGGAGGGAUGGGCAGGAAAAAAGUCUUGGCAGAAAUGUUGAGUGUUGUAGUGUCAGCUUUGACCGUGGGAAAUGAGCCAGCCCAAGGGUAUCAUCCUCAGCAGCGUCGAGGAAGGGCCAAAGAAUCUGAAGCCAGAUCUUGGGACUCAAGAUUGGAAUGUCACAUCUGCCUGUCCCCUCCCAGAUUCUGCAGACUGCGGUAUAUAUUUUUGGUGGUGGUGGGUUUGGGGUGGGGAUGGGAAAGGGGGACAAGGAGUGGGGAGGGAGGCUGGGGUGGGAGGGGGGCAUCUGCAUGGGCCUUUUACUGGAUUAUCUGAUCAGGGUGGAGGGAAGAUGAGAGAUUUGCAUCCACUUCAGGGGCCCUACGAGGGAACAGCCUGAGCCGAACAUGUUAUUUAACCUAAGUAUAGUAUUUAAUGAAGUCUAGAAGCACGGUCGUGGGUGGUGAUUUGGUCAGCAUAUCUUAGGUAUAUAAUAACUUUGAAGCCAUAACUUUUAACUGGAGUGGUUUGAUUUUUUUUUUUUUUUAAUUGGGAGGGUCUGGAUUUUAACUUUUUUUAAUGUUAAGUUUUUAUAAAAGGAAAACCACCUUUAUGUGAUUACCUCUCAAUCUUUGUUUUUAAAGAAAUCCCUUAAAAAACAACCACAAAAAAAGAAAAUUCUCCCAUCGAACGCACAUAGCUCGAUCACACUGGAAAUCGUUGUACCUGAGCCUGUUCCCACUCAGCAGUGAGACUUCCUCCUUGCCCUGGAGGGCUGAUCUCUCUGCCUCCUGUCCCUGCCUCGUUAUGGGGGCACCCCGGCCUUUGUGCAGUGCCCACCUGUUGUAUUCUCCAGGCCUUUGCUCAGAAAAUUCACGUCCUGUGCUACUGGGUGCCUAACACUGGCUGGGCCUGGAAAUCCUUCAAACUAGACUGGUUUGGGUCCUGCUCUGGGAGCACUGAAAAAGGAGGUAAAUCAAGUACGUGGGUGCCUGCUCUGAGACCAGACGUUUUCGUAGUUGGCCUUAGAACCUGGAAUUACUGCUCUUAAAUAAGACCACUGAGGAAAGCGGCUCCUCUGUCUCCCCUCACAAAGAGACUACUCGGGAUGAGGCCUGGGGUUUAGAACCCCACGUGAGAACCCAAAGCACUGCAUUCAUUCUGUCCCCUUCCUGCCCUCGGAGAGGCACAUUAUGUUUGCAGCAUCCAGCCGGCAAUUCUCUGCCAAAGCCUGAGGAGGAGGGAGAGCCCUUCAUGCCCUUGGUCUCCCCAUGCUUCUGGCCUAUUUAUUUUCUUGAUGUAUUACGUCUUGCCUUGCAUUAAAGGCGAUCUUCCUCUCAUCCUUUGGGCCAAUUUACUGGCCACUGAUUGACUUCCAUGGAAUACCAGUUGUGUCUUCAGGGACCUCCUUUACCCCUGCUGACCUCCCACUUACCGCCUUGCAGCAGAACCUUGGCAGUUACAGGUGAUGGUGGAGCCUACACUCCUGCCCUGCGUCACAACUCGCCUGUGGGAUCUGCCAUGUGUCCACCCAGCACUCCAAGCUACUAGCCACUCCCCAGGGGCCCUUUUGACCUCACCACACACCCUUGUGCCCUCACCACACGCAGAGCCCAGCUCCGGUACCUCUGGGGAAAACUGAGCAGUUUGGGGGAAACUCCCACGCCCACCCCUGCCACUCUUAACACCAGGCAAGAGCUAGGGAAAAGCUGAUGCUGUGUUUGUGGUCCCCUGAGGCUAACCAACCCUGAUCCACAGGGCUACCUGCACCUCUGGAUUCUGGAUUCACAGACCAAGUCCAAGCCCGUUUACGUCACCAUCAGGCCCCUGAGCGGCAUUCUCGGUACUUCUGUUUGUUUUUGUACAUUUUAUUAGAAAGGACUGUAAAAUAGCCACUUAGACACUUUACCUCUUCAGUAUGCAAAUGUAAAUAAAUUGUAAUAUAGGAAAUCUUUUGUUUUAAUAUAAGAAUGAGCCUGUCCGAUUUCUGCUGUACAUUAUUAAAAGUUUUAUUCAAAGACC
Molecule: messenger RNA, 4443 nt
Organism: Chinchilla lanigera (long-tailed chinchilla)
Lineage: Eukaryota; Metazoa; Chordata; Mammalia; Rodentia; Chinchillidae
Gene: Acvr1b
Product: activin A receptor, type IB
Exons: 10
Coding region: 14-1531 (505 amino acids)
Biological process (GO): activin receptor signaling pathway; protein phosphorylation; nervous system development
Cellular component (GO): activin receptor complex; plasma membrane
Molecular function (GO): activin receptor activity, type I; activin binding; ATP binding
Source: RefSeq, a predicted model, not a curated record